Dendrobium catenatum is the source of this 768-nucleotide messenger RNA. Its product is annotated as dirigent protein 22-like. Bases 23 to 613 code for a protein of 196 amino acids. The transcript has a single exon. The record is from RefSeq and is a predicted model, not a curated record. Lineage: Eukaryota; Viridiplantae; Streptophyta; Magnoliopsida; Asparagales; Orchidaceae.
UAUAUAUCCCGCAGGCAACCCAAUGUCCCUUACCUUGAACCCACGCUUCCCACUUCUACCCUCUAUCUCUAUGGCUCCACGCCUCCUCCUCCUCCCCUUCCUCCUCCUCUUCCUCCUCUCCUCCAUUACCACCGCCUCCUCUCCCAACAAAAAGAAGCUCAAAGAAAAGCUCAGCCACCUCCACUUCUACUUCCACGAUGUCGUCGGCGGCCGCAACGCCACCGCCGUGCCAGUCACCAAACCUGCCGGCGUCGGCCAGCCCUUUUCGGCCUUCGGAGUUAUAACCAUAAUGGACGAUCUUCUCACCGAAGGCCCCGACCCGAAGUCGGAGCAAGUGGGCCGGGCCCAGGGCAUGUACACCGGGGCGGCCCAGGAGGAGUUGGGCUUCCUCAUGGCCAUGAACCUAGCCUUCACCGCGGGCAAGUACAACGGCAGCGUCCUCUCCGUACUGGGCCGCAACCCGCCGCUCCACCCGGUGAGAGAGAUGCCCAUCGUCGGCGGCAGCGGGCUCUUCCGCUUCGCGAGGGGGUAUGCCCUGGCGCGGACCAUUUGGUUUAAUUUCACCACCGGUGACGCCAUCGUGGAGUAUGAUGUCCAUGUCAUGCAUUAUUGAAGAGGGGUCUGAAGAGGGAGAGUAAAGUUAUCAAAUUUCAGUAAUUUAAUUCAUUUUGGAUGACUUUAAUUAUGAUAUUUAAUUUCAUAUAAUAAUUGUAUAAGAAUAUCAUAAAGCCAAGCUAUAUUAGAAUGAACUUAAGAGCCCUUAAUUUA